Dictyostelium purpureum is the source of this 2286-nucleotide messenger RNA. RefSeq lists its product as uncharacterized. Gene Ontology annotation, biological process: fatty acid beta-oxidation using acyl-CoA oxidase; lipid homeostasis. NCBI's taxonomy places the organism in Eukaryota, Evosea, Eumycetozoa, Dictyosteliales, Dictyosteliaceae. The transcript is spliced from 5 exons. The coding region runs from base 362 to 2263 and encodes 633 amino acids. Gene Ontology annotation, cellular component: peroxisome. The record is from RefSeq and is a predicted model, not a curated record. Gene Ontology annotation, molecular function: acyl-CoA oxidase activity; fatty acid binding; FAD binding.
AAUCAAUCAAAACAAUAAUUAUAAAUUUAUCUCUCUAUUUAUUUCUCUAUUUAUUUCUAUAUUUAUUUUUAAAUAUCUUUAUUUAUUUUCAUAUAUUUUUUUAAUCAAUAUAAAAAAAGUUUUUUCUUUACAAUUAUUAUUAUAAUUUAUUAAAAAGAAUAUAAUUAAGGAAAAUAACAGAUAAUAUUUUUUAUUUUUUAUUUUUAAUUUUUUUUAACACACUUUUUUUAUUUAAUUUUUUUUUUUUUUUAAUAUUAAAUUUAAUUUUCAAAAUUUUUAAAUUUAUUUGUUUUAUAUUUGUUUUAUUUGUAUGUAUAUAUAUAAAAAAUAAUUAUUUAUAUAUAUAUAAAAAUUAAUAAAAAUGGAUAUAAAAUAUACAAUUAACGCAGAAGAAAUAUUUAAAGCAAGAAAUAGUUCAUUAUAUAAAUAUGGAAAGGAUUUUGCAGAAAUUCAAGAUGUUAUUAAAAAGAUUGGAAGCAAACCAGUAAUUGAUAUGGUAUCUGAUGAACAUAAGGCAUUAACUGACAGAGAUGCUAAGGAAAUUGCAAAACUAGGUUUAAUAUCGGUAGAGUUAAUAAGAGAUGAUCCCAAAAAGUUUUUAGCAUACUUGAAUUCUUUAGUCGUUAUCGAUUUAUCAGUAUUAGCCAAGCUUGUUAUUCAUUAUCAGUUAUUUGGUGGAACAAUUUUAGAGUUAGGUACAGAACAACAUCAUAAAAAGUAUUUCCCCGAUAUCAAACAUAUGAAGAUAGUGGGUGGUUUUGGUAUGACAGAAAUGGGUCAUGGUUCAAAUGUUAGAAAUAUUGAAACUAUUGCUGAAUAUGAUCACCAAAGUAAAGAGUUUGUUAUUAACUCACCAACACCAUCAAGCACUAAAUUUUGGAUUGGUAAUUUAGCAAAAUAUGGUACUCAUUGUGUAUUAUUUUGUAAGUUAAUAUAUAAAGGAGAGGAUAAAGGUGUGCAUGGUAUUGUUACACCAAUAAGAGAUGUUGAUACUAAACAAGUAUUCCCAGGUAUUGAAAUUGGUGAUUGUGGACCAAAGAUUGGAUGGAAUGGUAUUGAUAAUGCUUGGAUUAGAUUUAGGAAUUAUCGUGUCCCAAAAGAAAAUCUUUUAAAUAAAUUUGCAAAUAUCGAUGAUAAAGGCGAGUAUACAUGCAAAUUACCAACACCAGGUAAGUUAUUUCAAAAUACAAUUUCACAAUUAGUUUUUGGAAGAAUGUUAUAUAUUUGUGGACCAGUUAGAGUAUUAAAUAUCAAUUUAAAAACUGUAAUCAAUUAUGCACUUUCUCGUAGACAAUUUGGUGAAAAAGGAAAAAGUGAAGAGUUAAUUAUGAACUAUCCAUCUCAUUACCAAGUUUUACUUCCAAUGUUGGGACACUUGGUUGCUUUUGAAAUAGCAAGAGACUCUGUAAUUGAAAGAUUAUUUGAUAAGAAUGAAGAAAAGUUAGAUGAAACUAAUUCAAUUAUUAGUGGUGUCAAAGCUUUGGUAAAUGAAUAUAACAUGACAUGCACAAAUAAAUUGAGAACUUUUUGUGGUGGUAAUGGUAUAUCAUCGUAUAAUUUAUUUGGUUAUUUUAGGAAUGAAAUGGAUAUUUUCCAAACUGCAGAAGGAGACGGAGCUGUAUUAUAUCAACAAUUAAGUAAAUUUUUAUUAUCAGAGUACAAGAAAUGGUAUAAGAAGGAGGGUGUUACUGGUUAUAUUAUUAAAGAGGUUCAAACAUUUUUAGCAACCAGCAAUCCAAUCUACACACAUUCAAGAUCAAUUCCAUACAUUUUAUCGAAUGAAUUCCAUCACCAUGCUUUCUCUUAUCGUUUUGAAAAAAUGCGUUCAAUAGUCAUUGAAAAACUAAGUCAUUCCAAAUCAAAGAAAAUGACAUUCAUGCAAAGUUGGAAUGAUACUCUUUUGUAUAUUAUAGAAUUAUCCAAAGCCUAUACCCAUCUUUACAUUUUAGAACAGGCUCAUUUAUCCAUUAAAAGAUGCACUGAUCCACCAACAAGACAAUUAUUAAACGAUUUGAUUAAACUCUAUGCUUUAAGUUCAAUCGAAAACGAUUUUGGAUUUUAUAGAAAUUAUAACUGUAUAUCAGCAGGUCAAGCAUUAAAGAUCUCUGAAGCCAUCAAAGAGUUGUGUAUUGCUAUCAAACCAUAUGCUUUGGACAUUAUAAAUACAGAUAACUCAACAUCAUUUGAUAUACCAUUAGCAAAAGAUGGUAAUUAUAUUCAACAUAUGGCAAGUCGUGUUGGUAUACCAUUCAGUAAAUUAUAAUAAAAUAAAAUUUUUUUGAUUAU